AUGGUUGCAUCCCAUGAGUCUGUUGCCUCGGGCCUCCCCAGCCCUCCACGAAAACCGCUAGGAGAUCAACCUCAGAAAAAAAUGAAACUCUCCCUCUGGGACACCGCGGGCCAAGAGACUUACAAGUCGAUAACUCGCUCGUAUUUUCGUGGUGCCUCAGGGGCCCUGCUCGUUUUUGACAUCACUCGUCCCUCUACAUUCACCUCGUGCACCCAAUGGCUGCAAGAUCUUCGGCAAAUUGCAGAAGAUGGCAUUGUCGUAAUUCUGGUCGGGAACAAGAGCGAUCUCGCGGAAGUGGAAUCCGACGUCAAUCGCAGGCGUGUCACCAAGCAAGAAGCAGAGGAGUGGUGCCGCAUGAACAAUGUGGUUCGCUACGUUGAAACGAGUGCAAAGUCCGGUGAAGGCGUCGAGCGCGCAUUCCUUGAAGUUGCUGAGAUGAUUUAUCGCAAUAUCGAGGCAGGAAAGUACGACUUGAACGAUCGUCGAAGCGGCGUAAAGGGUUUUGGGGCUACAGGGGGAGCAAGUGCGGGAACGCCGAAGACCAUCACCUUAGGCUUGAAUGAUGCAAUGCGCAGUGGUGGAAAUGGUUGGCGCGGAGCUUGUUGCUAG
Messenger RNA from Aspergillus thermomutatus, 609 nucleotides. RefSeq names its product Rab family GTPase. The record is from RefSeq and is a predicted model, not a curated record. The coding region runs from base 1 to 609 and encodes 202 amino acids. Gene Ontology annotation, molecular function: GTP binding; GTPase activity. The transcript has a single exon. NCBI's taxonomy places the organism in Eukaryota, Fungi, Ascomycota, Eurotiomycetes, Eurotiales, Aspergillaceae. Gene Ontology annotation, biological process: regulation of endocytosis. Gene Ontology annotation, cellular component: endosome.